Molecule: messenger RNA, 1580 nt
Organism: Ostrinia furnacalis (Asian corn borer)
Lineage: Eukaryota; Metazoa; Arthropoda; Insecta; Lepidoptera; Crambidae
Product: dynein regulatory complex subunit 5
Exons: 6
Coding region: 50-1528 (492 amino acids)
Biological process (GO): cilium organization
Cellular component (GO): centrosome; ciliary basal body
Molecular function (GO): protein binding
Source: RefSeq, a predicted model, not a curated record
UCCGAGUGUUCUGUUAUUUUACUAUUUAUUUUAAUUCUAACAAAUCAAAAUGAAGAUCCCUUACGUGGUUUCCAAGAACACGCGGGAAGCGUAUGCCACAGCGCCUUUGAUGAAGACGUCUGUUUCGGAGGUCGAUCGUAAAAUUGUUGCCGAAAACUUCGAGUGGGACGAUGACUUGACUCCUGCGCCGCUUACGUACUUUGCCGCCCUUGCCCUCUCUAGGGUGUUCCAUAGGAUUAAUCCCCUGAAGCGAAUCCUGCAAAAGGAUGUGGAUAUGCUCAUGGAUUUGUACCCAGCUGAUAUCCCUCUGAAAUCUUGUGUUCCUCACAUCAAGGAUGAACAAUUUUGGAAAAGAUCAUUCGCUACCAAGUUUCCAUCCAGAGUUGAACUUGGGGUAACUUUUUGGAAAGGAAAGUUCUUAUCUGCCUGUUUGCAAGACUACUUGGAGAAUGUUAAUCCCGAUGUGUUUAUUGAAGAGGACGCUAUUGAACUUUCUAAACUGGUUAGUCCGUACAUUUAUGAACUAAGCUUGAACCAAUUACAAAUGGUCCGCCAGCCCACACCACCAGUCCAUAACGAUGAAGUAGUCGAAGACACCUGUGCCUUUAGCGUGCCUAAAGUGUACGACCACAUUCCUCUCGAACCAGUAUUAAUGAGAUUGUACAACCUCCAAGAAAUAUCAUUAGUAUUCGGCCUGAGCAAUCUGGCUGACAAAUAUCAAACGAGGUUCUUUGAAUUUUCUAUGGCUGAUUGCGAGUCUUUAUGCAGGGGACUCGAAGAUUUGAGACAUUUGAGAACUUUUCGCAUUAAUAGAAGCAAUUUAGACUGCUCUAAAGUCAAAAUCAUUUUACAAAGUCUCGUGAAGAAGGAAAGUAUCGAGGAAUUGGACUUUAACCAUUGCAAAAUUGGGGAUUAUGGCAUGAAAGCGUUAGGUGGUUUUAUUUUUGUACAUAAUAACGUCAAACGAGUGCGGAUUGCCAACAACAGAUUCAAGGAGGUCGGGGUUCAAGGAAUAGCUUAUGCAUUGCAAAUGAAACCGGCGGCGCCUAUCGAAUUACUGGAUUUCAGCCUCAACCCAAUGUCGAUUGAAUGUGCAACUAUGUUUGCCGCAGCAUUUGUCCGUUGCAAAGAAAAACCCCAAACAUUAAUCGUUAACUCCUGUGGUUUCUAUGGUGCAUCUGCAGAAAAGAUGGCAGGUCUGCUUUGCCUCAACAGGGGCUUACUCAGAUUAGAUAUGGCCGCCAAUGACUUGUCCGGCGACGCGGAGAAGACCCUUAUCCGUGCGCUUGAGCAAAACAAGAAAGUUCUCAGAGUCGAUCUACGCAGAACUCAUAUAUCUGACGAGACGCAGGCAAAAGUGAACGAGUUGCUGGAACGCAAUAAGAACUUGCUUGGGCAGGAGAGAGAGCCGAGUGACGAGAUACCUCCCUUGUACCUCAACGAGCCUGAGUAUCUCAUCUGGGAGUACAAUCCAAAUAAUCCCGAUUAUAUUCCAGGAAGAUAUCCGAAAAGAGUUCCAGAAGUUUAAAAUUAACUUUCACCCAUGUUUUUACUUCUUACCGAUUCUAUUUUGAUUUGAA